ACUUAGUAAUUGUUUUUGCUGGCUUUAAUGCCAUGGCUGCGGUGUUCCUGCAGAUGUUGUGCCCUGCUCCCACAGUUACGGCUCCUGUGCUGAGCGGGGAGCACUUCUGGGGAAGGGCUUUCAGUCUCAUUAGUUUCCAUUUAAAUCAAUCAAGCCAUAUAUAAGUACCGGCGGCCAAAAGUUUUACCGCUUCACUCUGAAUCAUCCGGCAUUGGCCGGAGGUUUGUGCAAGCUGGUGGCCUCUUCUAUAACCCAUUGUUAUUUCCCAAACAGAACUCAGCUAAAUAAAAGAGACGCAGAUAGUGCCUACAAUUUCAUGACAUGAAGAAACAGCCUGUUACUGGAGUCCCAGACCUUUGCUUCCUUAGCCUCUGCAGAUCUGGCAUAUGGAAAGCCCAGAAGUACUGAAGUAUCCCGCUCAAGCGGCUGAAUGUUAUCAGCCUCUCCAAAGCCUGAUUUGCCUUUGAUAUAGACUUAAUUGUUUGCGUCAUCUACGGGGCUGUGAGAGGGCUAUAAAAGGGACUGCAACCAUUGUCUGAGGCAGAAGAGAUACACCAGGAAUAGCUCCUUCUCCCAGUGUUUCUCACUCAGCACUAGUGGCAGCCUGUGCAUCAUGCAGCUGGUAGCCAGCCUGGUGUCUGUGCUGCUUUUGGUGUGGAGCGUGAGAGCCACGGCACUGCCCGGGGAGGAGAGACUGCAGAGCACCAGGGAACAGAGUACCCUCCGCAAGGAUGUCAUCCUGAAGAUGCUGGCAGGCCUGCUGGAUGGCACGAAUGUGGGGCGUGAGGCAGCCUUCCCGGAUGUGGAGGAGGAGGGCAAGCUGGAGGAGCAGGCACUGCUGGGGCGGCUUUCCCAGCUCUCACAGCGGGACCGCAAGGCGCCCUGCAAGAACUUCUUCUGGAAAACCUUCACCUCCUGCUAGUGCUGCCCGGCCUGGCCUUGCCAGCCUGCAAACACCUUCCCAGCAGCUCAUCUUCCUUGUCCACCUAGGUCCCUUUCUGUGCCCUGCACCCCUCAGAAUAAAGCAUAUCGCCUCUUGGGGA
Poecile atricapillus (Black-capped chickadee) is the source of this 1043-nucleotide messenger RNA. RefSeq names its product cortistatin (gene CORT). NCBI's taxonomy places the organism in Eukaryota, Metazoa, Chordata, Aves, Passeriformes, Paridae. The record is from RefSeq and is a predicted model, not a curated record. Gene Ontology annotation, molecular function: hormone activity. The transcript is spliced from 2 exons. The coding region runs from base 614 to 922 and encodes 102 amino acids. Gene Ontology annotation, cellular component: extracellular region. Gene Ontology annotation, biological process: regulation of cell migration.